Molecule: messenger RNA, 2621 nt
Organism: Leptinotarsa decemlineata (Colorado potato beetle)
Lineage: Eukaryota; Metazoa; Arthropoda; Insecta; Coleoptera; Chrysomelidae
Source: RefSeq, a predicted model, not a curated record
ACCAAUGGGUUCAUGAAAUAAAUCAAACGCGUCUUCAGGAAGGGGAAUUCCACACGUUAUAUAAACAGCUACGAAUGGAUGAGAAACGGUUUUAUAUUUAUUUUCGAAUGAAUUUUGAAUGCUUUGAUGAAAUAUUAGCACGUAUAGAGAAUGAUAUAAGAAAACAACACAGUAAAUUCAGGGAACCAAUAGAACCUGCAGAGCGGCUUGCAGUUACCUUAAGAUUUCUAGCAACAGGAGAUUCAUAUAAAACCAUUGGACACAGUUUCCGAAUGGGAUUUUCUACGGUUUCAAAAAUUGUUGAAGAAGUAUGUUGCGCAAUUUGGACGAGACUGCAACCAAUUUAUAUGCCAGAACCCACUACAGAAAUUUGGGAAACUUCAAUUUCCGCUUUUAAGGAUAUAUGGAACUUUCCUAACUGUCUAGGAAGUAUAGACGGCAAAAUUUCGAUAGUGUUAAUGGCAAUUGUGGAUUCGUACUAUAAAUUCAUUUCCAUCGAUGUCGGAGCCUAUGGAAAAAAUAGUGAUGGCGGUAUUUUUGAAGCUUCAAAUAUGGGUAGAAAAUUUGAAACUGGAACCUUUAACAUUCCUGCCACUAAACUUUUGCCUGGGAAGGAUGAGCCACUUCUUUGUGUCUUAGUUGGUGACGAAGCUUUUACAUUAAGCUCGUACUUAAUGAGACUAUUUCCUUAUCGACAAGUACGCCAGGACGCCAGAAAAGAAAAAUUUAAUUACCACCUAUGCCGAGCUCGUCGAGUCGUGGAAAACGCUUUUGGAAUUUUGGCUCAAAAGUGGCGGCUAUUUUUUAGCCCUCUAGAAAUGAAAGUUCCAACUGCAAUAAGUAUUGUGAAAGCUACUUGUGUUCUCCACAAUUUACUACGAUCAAAGAAUGUAGACGAACAUUUUCAUCAUCUAACUGAAUAUGAUCCAAGACCAGUGCAGGGAUUAAAUAAUUUGCCAGCUGACAGACGAAGAGCAACUAAUUAUGCUUUUUAUUAACGUGAUCAAUUUGUUGAUUAUUUCAAUAGCUUGUAGUGUUUAAUGUUACUUAACAGUGAGUUAUAUUGACAUAACAUAACAACAUAAUAAAUUAACAAUACACAAUAACACUAAUAUUUUCAUACUUACCAUCCAUGCCUUCAACAUUUAAACUUUUUGCCAUUUCGUCCCAUGCUUUAUUCUUAAUCCGAAUAUUUUUGUAAUGAGGAUGAGAUAAAUCAUAUAACACCCUGCAUUUCUUUACAUGUUCUAUAAUUUUUUCAGUGACACUUUCUUCAAUUAUAGACAUUUUUGCGAGCGGUACGCGUUUCAAUAGCGGUCGAACUCAACAGCCCAUGUUUCACCGCCACCGCGCAUUAUAACGCUGCCGUACCGCUCUGGCCGUAGACAUGUUACGACAAGUGUGCAACGGUAUAUUUGAUUGUACAUGUUACGUCUGAACGCCACCGCGUAUAUGUGUCCCUGCCUUAAAUAUGUUCAUAUUACAAAAUGUAAAAAAGGAUAAAAUUAACAGAUCCAAAUCUGGGGUGGAAGAGGUUUAUUCGGAAUUGGAUCAACUUCUACAGGAAAUAAGCGAUAUUGCCAAAAAUGAAAUGGUUACGUCGGAGAAAAAAAAUGAAAAACAAUUAUUGACCAUAUUGGCAAAAAAAGGAAAAGAAGCCUGAGAUUUAGCAAUGAAGUCCACAUUAAAAAUAAAGAAAAUGAAAUAAUCAAUUCAUAUCAUGAUUAUGUCAUGUCGAAUGCUGAAGAAAUUACAGCAGAUGUGGAUUUACAUUAUCUGAUUGAAGAACCUGAUUCAGUGACCACACAUACCCCAAACGUGAAACGAAAGAUUUUGAGUAAGUAGUAUUCAAAUAAUUAUUUUGUGUAAACACUUAGUACAAUUGGGGCUAGUUGAAAACGGUUUUAUGAAUUUCAUCAUUUUGUGUGCUUUAUUAUGCCUAUGUAUUUUAAUGUUGUUUGUAUAUUUGAAUUGUAAUUACUUGGUAUUUAUUACUUUUUUUUAUGUUAAUGGCUUCGGCAUAUAUGGCCAUUUGCCUCGUGUUUUGGGUAGACUUUGUUACUGUUUCCAUAUACCCGUUUAGGAACAGAACUGUUAAUUAGAUCCCAACAGUGAAUGGUCGGACAGAAAACCCUCUGUGGCUCUCUAAAUUAAUUUAAUAACUGAAAAAAAUUCUUACCUUGACUGGGGUUCCAACACAGAACCAUGCGGUUCUCAGUCAGAAGCUCUCCUACCCUUUUAUUACUCCAAAUGUUAAACUUUUUCACAAAUUUUUUUAGCACCAACCAGAAAAAGAAAAUGUAAUCCACCUAUGAAAAAAAUGCGUUGGAUUAUUUGGAAAAAAAGCGGGAGUGGGAAAUUGCCGUUAGAGAGAAGGAACUGGCAUUAAAAGAAAGGCAAUUAGAUUUAGAAGAAAAAAAACACAUACUAGAAAGAGAGAAGUUUGAAGCAGAAAACAGGAAAAUGAAACAAGAAAAGUUUCUACAAGACAAAAAGGAAAGAAAACAAAUAAUUGAAAUGAUUAAAGUGCAAACGCAACUAUUGCAGCAGUUUGUAACAUUGAGUAAUACCUCUAAGUUAGUGUAGUGUAGGUUUAUUUAAAUAUAGAUUUUAGUUGUUCA